AUGCUCUCCCGAACCCUCCGCGCGCGCAGCGCCCUGCGCCUCGCCAAGCCAUCCUUCCGGGCCACCUACUCGUCGCAGAACAAAGCCGAAGUGCCCGCCAACGACCCCGUCGCGCGCAAAGAAGUGCCGACCAUUUCCAAGACCAAUGCGACCGCCACGUCCUCGGAGGGCUCUUUCGACAAGGUCCUGCAGGAGAGCGUCGAGCAGGGCGAGAAGCUGAGGAAGCAGCAAGCCCCCAACCGUCAAGGAAUCUGGAGCAGGAGCCAGCAGCCUAGGGAGGUUGCCAUGAGCGGCCCGAGGUUCGAGCAGAGCAUCAUCGAGGACCAGCCUCGCCCGUACGCUGCUAUCGACCUCAUCCACCAGCAGCCCGUUCGCUGGACGCACGAGCGCAUCGUUUCCUGCGACGGUGGAGGCGGACCCCUCGGCCACCCCAGGAUCUUCAUCAACACCGACAAGCCCCAGAUCUGCUGGUGCACAUACUGCGGUCUUCCAUUUGCUCACGAGCACCACCGCGCACACCUCGAAUCCCUCCCUGCGGACCAGCUAUCGUACCCCCUUGGACCUAAGGGAAACGCAGCUGAAGUCAACGAGGCACAAAAGGUCACAGAUGAGCCGCUCGCCCAACGAUAA
This is a messenger RNA of Ascochyta rabiei, 630 nucleotides long. RefSeq lists its product as uncharacterized. NCBI's taxonomy places the organism in Eukaryota, Fungi, Ascomycota, Dothideomycetes, Pleosporales, Didymellaceae. The transcript has 3 exons. The coding region runs from base 1 to 630 and encodes 209 amino acids. Gene Ontology annotation, biological process: mitochondrial electron transport, NADH to ubiquinone. The record is from RefSeq and is a predicted model, not a curated record.